This is a messenger RNA of Penicillium cinerascens, 906 nucleotides long. RefSeq lists its product as uncharacterized. Bases 1 to 906 code for a protein of 301 amino acids. The transcript has a single exon. The record is from RefSeq and is a predicted model, not a curated record. Lineage: Eukaryota; Fungi; Ascomycota; Eurotiomycetes; Eurotiales; Aspergillaceae.
AUGCCGCUGAUAGUACCCAAACGAAACACUUACUCCCACGUCAACCUCCCCAUUGCCCUCUUCACGACCGUCGCCCUCGUGACAGCUCUCCUCUAUCUGCAACUCGUGUACGGCAUCUCCUGGCUCCUCCGCCCAUUCUACAACUCAAGCCAAGAGUUCCCACCUCUCCGGCGCACCAUUGAGCGAACUGAGAAAUUGACUGUCAACAUCAUCCUGAGCAUCGUACCUACUUCUUUCUACCGUUCGCCGCCGGUCUCGGAUUUUUUUCAUAUGCACGAAGACUCGGCCCUCCGUGUGAUGUCCGGCCCCCGAUAUGCUUAUGAGAACCCAUCGCAUACUCAGCAGAGCCAACCCACCACCGUGAUCCCUGCCACUUUGCUGCAAUGCUACCCCGAGAACUCCGUCGAGCGGAUGGACGCCAUCACGUAUGAACCACGCCUUCCCGUAAGGGCCAACAUCCCAGAUCGACACGCUCACGCACGAGAAUCCUUCGUCUACGACACGGUCAAGAAGUACGCCACCAUGGGAAAGCAGCGCAUCUCCGUCGUUGAAAUGCACCGGUCCACUCAAAACGUGUCACAAUCGUAUACGCAGAAACAAGUCGAAACGGCAGGCCCGCAGCCCACGGUCCCAGUCCUCGUUUCACCGCAGCCGUACCAGAAGUCACCCGCUGCAUCAUUUGACGGGGCUCGUGAGGCGAGUAUGCAUUCGUUCCCGACGGAGAUAGAGGAUUCAACGAAUUCAAUGACGCUGCGGAUGAAUCGGCGGUCAAAGUCUCGUUCUACGGAGAGUUAUCCGGGCAAGUUUCCUGUCAGUGAUGGGUUGGAGUAUAGCAAUUUGGCUACGGCGUCGUUGAACUUUCGGGAGCGGGGGACUACUUCUGUGCGGCCUUUCUCGGAUUACUAA